UUUGCUGAAACUCCCAUUGAAAGGUGCCACUGAAGAAUCGAUCGUCAAUCCGAUUGAUCUCACCAAAAUCAAGGAGAACAUCGGCACGUACACCAGUUUCGAACAUUUUCUCGCCGACAUCCAGUGGAUCGUUCACAAUUGCUUCAUCUUGUUUCUUGACAAUCACGAGCAGAUGGAAAUAGCCAAAUCACUGGUGGAUUACCUCGAAGGAGAGAUAGAAAUGUUGAAAAAGUGCGCUGGAUGCUAUUCGAAUGCAUACAACUAUCCCAACACAUGGUUUACGAUGGCUUAUAAUGAAGUACAUCUCAUUGUUUGGGCCAGAAAAAUUGGCUUCAACUUUUGGCCCGCAAAAGUGAUUGCUAUCAACGGUGAACUGGUCCAUGUACACUAUUUUGGCGAUCAUAAAUAUGCUGAUGUACCGCCCGCUAAUUGCUUCUUGUACUCCAGCAGUAACCCGAAUAGAUCACGCAGGACAUCGACCCCGUUCAAGUGUGCAUUGAAUGAAGCCAAUGAAUACAUGAAAAACAUUCGUCAAAAGUUCGGUUCGUAUCAUUUGUUUGAGGCGAAAACAGCCUUCUAUCCAAAGCUACUAGGCGAGUAUAUCGUGCAAGCGAUUCCAAAGUUGGCUGGGUCACAGAUGUUAGAAUCGAUAAAGUCCAGUCUUCGAACAAAUUUAGUGAUUUCAUCGGUCCAAAUGGAUGCCAGCAUGUCAGAACAGCCCAUCUCAACGGCUAGCAUUGAUGAUUUAAGCUGGAAACAUUUCAGUAAACGUCCUGAUCAAAUGGUCACAGUCAAAACGGAGCCUGCCAAGAAAAAAGUUGAUUGUAUCGAUCAGUCGUUGGCCGAAUUGGAAGAAGACAUCGAAAUUAAUGCAAUGAAUAUGGCGAAAUUAUCGCAGGCUCCAACAAACAUUGACAACAAUCGAAAUAAUACAAUCUCCAGCCCGAUGAGUGUUUCGAACCAUUCGUUCAACGUCUUUCAUUCGAACCAAAGUGUCCAGCAACUUGAACCUGCCGAAACGGGCGGAUUCAAUGACAUCACCGAAAUUCCGAAUAAAAUGCGACGACUCGCUACAAGUCGCACUCCCGUUUCCAACAGUACUUCCGUUUCAAAUGCCAACCAGUUUGACCAAGAUCACGAAUCAUCAGCCACUGAGUUGAAGAAACUUGACGAAAGUAUCGAAAAUAUGAAAAUGUUUAGAAACAGUGUAAAUUUGCAGAUAUUAACCAAUCAAACACUGCGCCACGAAUUGGAAACGUUGAAAAAAUUGCAUGUUGAUUGUGAGGCAAAGAAUAAUGGCCUGAUUCAGCAAUUGAACGCUGUAUGUGCCGAGCGUGAUAACGCCAAUUUAGCUGAAUCAGUUGCAAAGAACGAAUUGGCAAUGGUAAAAGCGGAGCAUGCCAACGAAAUAAGGGCAAUGAAGAAGGCGCACGAUGAAGCCGCCAAAACCGCCAAGGUGCGAAUUGAAAUGUUGCAACAAGAUAAAGAAGGUUUGCGCAAAGGGCUAGAGGCCAGUCAUACCACCAUGUUGGAAUUUCAAAGGAAACUGGACGAAAAUCACUACCGUGAAUUGAGUGAAUUGCGCAAAGUGCACGACGACCAAUUGCAACGUGCUUUGGCCGAGAUUGAAACAUUGAAGACAGAAGUCAAGCAGAAGACUGACAUCGAAGCACAGCUCAAGAAAAAAUGCGAGCAUAUUGUAAACCACUUUAAAGCCAAAGUCGACAGUCUAUGUGGUUCAACGUUCGAGCAGCUAUGGCAGAAUGAAUGAAUUCAGUUCAUAUUAAAAAUGUAAUCGUUGUUUCAUAACACUCACUUACAAUGAAUAAAACUGUAUUUUGUGGUUUCACACACAUUCUUAUCGAA
This is a messenger RNA of Sitodiplosis mosellana (orange wheat blossom midge), 1866 nucleotides long. RefSeq names its product MYND-type zinc finger-containing chromatin reader Zmynd8-like. The record is from RefSeq and is a predicted model, not a curated record. The transcript has 4 exons. Lineage: Eukaryota; Metazoa; Arthropoda; Insecta; Diptera; Cecidomyiidae. Bases 173 to 1771 code for a protein of 532 amino acids.